UUGAAAGUGUACGAUAAGGACAAUAUUCCUGGACCUGUCAUGAAGAAAAUACGAGAAAAAUACGUCACCAAUCCUGAUUUCAACCCUGACGUCAUCAGAAGUGUUUCAUCAGCUUGCGAAGGUUUGUGUAAAUGGAUUCUUGCGAUGGAAGUAUACGACAGAGUGGCUAAGGUGGUUGGUCCCAAGAAAGAGAAGUUAGCAAGUGCCGAGGCAGAACUUGCUGUGCAAAUGGACAAGCUUAACUUGAAAAGAGCGGAGCUGAAAGAGGUUAUGGACAAGCUGCAAGCGUUAAACGAUGAGUUUGAGGCCAUGACCAACAAGAAGAAGGAAUUGGAACACAACAUCGACUUGUGCGAGAAGAAACUUGACCGUGCAGAGAAGCUGAUUGGKGGGCUUGGUGGCGAGAAGGAGAGAUGGACAGAGACAGCGAAGAUGCUAGAAGACAAAUAUACUAAAGUUACUGGUGAUGUUUUGUUAUCGUCUGGUGUGGUCGCCUAUCUUGGACCAUUUACAGUGGACUUUAGAAAUGUAAGUACUUGAUUCUCUUGUUGCUUU
Molecule: messenger RNA, 555 nt
Organism: Exaiptasia diaphana
Lineage: Eukaryota; Metazoa; Cnidaria; Anthozoa; Actiniaria; Aiptasiidae
Product: dynein heavy chain 3, axonemal
Exons: 5
Coding region: 40-540 (166 amino acids)
Biological process (GO): microtubule-based movement
Cellular component (GO): dynein complex
Molecular function (GO): minus-end-directed microtubule motor activity; dynein light intermediate chain binding; dynein intermediate chain binding
Source: RefSeq, a predicted model, not a curated record